UCCGUCAUGUUCAUUCUUGUUCUUGUUACAUAUCGAAGGAAAAGAAAUGGCAAGAAAAUCAUAGAGCAAAUGCAAAAUGCAUUAAAACUCUCCUUUUUUUUCCGUAAAAGAGAGAGAAGUCCCAAAGAACAGGUUGAUUGGCGAUGAGCAGUGGGAUGGAUACGGUGGGGGUCGGGAUGGAAGCUGGCGUCGUGGGUGACCGUGCAAUACAUCCAAAAUAGGAGGAGUGACGUGGGAAAGCUCCCCGCGUCCUCCUCUUCCUUUCCUCCUCUCGUCGUCCAGGGAAGGAUGCAGGAUGCUCUCCGUCCCUCCCCCACCACCUGAGGAGGAAAGCAAGAAAUUUUUAACCAACCAAACGCACCACCGCGUGCCUCCGUGAUUCCCAGCCCAAUUAACCCGGAACAGAAGAGAAGAGCUCGCCACGCCACCGGUGGGAUCGCCGGACACCUACGCGGGCCUGGCCUUGGGAUCCCCGGAACGCGGGGCGUGGGAAACCGAGGAGGAGCAUGUCGCGGGUGGCGUCGCUGUCGCCGUCCUUGUCGGGCGACGAGGUGGAGGUGGAGGAGGAAGAGGAGGACGAGGGCGUCGACGGCUACCGCAAGGGCGGCUACCACGCCGUCCGCCCCGGGGACCAGUUCGCCGCCGGCCGCUACGUCGCCCAGCGGAAGCUCGGCUGGGGCAACUUCUCCACCGUCUGGCUCGCCUUCGACGUCCAGUCACAGAGAUACGUGGCCCUGAAGAUCCAAAAGAGUGCGCCUGAGUUUGCGCAAGCUGCUCUUCAUGAAAUCGAGUUCCUGUCAGAGAUCACCAAGAAGGACCCAUUGAACUGCAAAUGCAUUAUUCAGCUGAUAGAUCACUUCAAGCACACGGGGCCUAACGGACAGCAUAUCUGCCUCGUCUUUGAGUUACUGGGAGAUAGCUUGCUUAAGCUGGUACAGUACAACCGGUACAAAGGCAUCGGGCUUGAUAGGGUGAGGCAAAUAUGCAAGUCGAUCUUGGUAGGUCUUGACUACUUGCACAAUGAGCUUGGCAUCAUCCACUCAGAUUUGAAGCUCGAGAACCUUCUCCUUCUCUCGACCAUUGAUCCCUCCAAGGACCCCAUUCGCUCUGGCCUCAAACCUUGCCUUGAGAGGCCUGAGGGAAACCCUAACGGUGAAGCUGGGAUUAAUGCGAUUGAGAAUAAGCUAAAGAUGAGAGCAAGGAGGGUGCUUGCAAAGCUUGCUGAGAAAAGAAAAUCAGCUGUGGAAUCUUCACGCUCAGAAAGGAGCUUGGGUGGAAUUGAUCUUACAUGCAAGAUUGUAGACUUUGGGAAUGCUUGCUGGGCCGACAAACAAUUUACAGAUUUUAUUCAGACAAGGCAGUACCGGGCACCAGAGGUCAUUCUAGGUGCAGGAUACUCGUUUUCUGUUGACAUGUGGUCAUUUGCGUGUAUCGCUUUUGAGCUCGCAACCGGAGAAAUGCUAUUUACACCCAAGGAAGGCCAUGGAUACAGUGAAGAUGAGGAUCACUUGGCUUUAAUGAUGGAACUACUUGGCAAGGUGCCGAAGAAGAUUGCAACCACGGGAACACGAUCAAAGGAAUAUUUUGACCGCCAUGGAGAUCUGAAGCGGAUAAGAAGGCUGAAAUUAUCAUCCAUUGAACGUGUCCUUGUUGACAAAUACAAAAUUUCUGAAUCUGAUGCCCGGGAAUUUGCCAAUUUUCUUUGCCCAUUACUUGACUUUGCACCAGAGAAGAGGCCAACAGCUUUAGGUUGCCUAAAGCAUCCAUGGCUUCAUUAUAACGAGGAUAAAACUUGUCAGUCUCUUAACAAUAAUGAUGCCAAGAACAUUGACCUGGCCCAAAGCCCAGGGAGCAUCACCAGCGGAUAUUGUACAAAUAUUGAUUUGACGAGCAAAAAAGGCGGACCCACUGGAACUUGUGAUAAGACUGCUGAUGCAAAAUAUAACACCAGAAGCAUUACCAGCAAUGCUACCAUGAACACUGAUGUACAGCCCAAUAUUGGAAGCAUUGCUAACGGACUUGCCAAAAAUGUUGAUGUAAAUCCGAACAUUGGAUCCAUCACUAAUAGAGAUGCCAAGAGUUCUGAUAUGAAGCCCCACAUUGGAAGCAUCACCAUCAGUAACGCCAAAAGCUCUAAUGUAAAGCUGGAUACAGGUAACAUCACUGAUAGAAAUGCCAAAACUGUCGAUAUAAAGCCCAACUCUGACAUCUCUAGCAGAGAUGACAAGAGCAGUAAUGUGGACACCACCACUUCCAGUGUUAUCAACAAAGAUGCGAAGCGCAGCAUUAGAAGUGUCGUUAAUUCUUAUAUCAAGAAUUUCGAUGCAAAGUGCAACACUGGAAGCACUGCUAACAGUGAUGCUAGGGACCCAUCAGAUACGAAAUCCAGCACUAAAAUUGUUAGUAGUGCUGAUAAUGCUAAGUGUGUGGACAUAAAACCGAUCAGUGGAAGUGAUAAGAGCAAUGACACCAGUGAUAAGAGCAAUGACACCGUCGAUGCUAAUGUGAAAUCCAACUCUGGAAUUGUUGCAAACAGUGAUGCUAGCAACACCGAUGUACAGACUAACACUGGAAGUGUCGACAGCAGCGAUGAUUACAGCAUUGACUCAAAACCAAACAUUGGCCGGGUUGCUGCAAGCAUACAGAGGUUGGAGAGCAGUAUGGGGAAAUACAGGGCCGACCUUUCUCAAGAUUGAGGAUCUGGCAGGUACCAGCUGGCGUUAUUGUAUAUCUCUAUUCCUGCUGACUGUACAAAGUUUUGUAUUUGCCUACAGAACUUACACGGAGGUAAAUAUUCCCCAUACAUACCCUGGAACAAAUUAUGUCAAUGCUCACGGAUUGACUGCACUGAGAAUUACAUAACAUUCUUUUGGACAUUUUAGUGGGUAAACGUGGAAUCUCUUUGGGAAUAUACUUGUACAUGCAGUAGUAACAGAAGAUUGCUGUUCCUAGUAUGGUGGAUGCACUGGAAGGGGAAGAAUUAUACUCUGACCAGUCACACGUCAUCUCUCUUGAUUAUGUUCAUAUUCUGCCCUCAGUGAAAAAAAAGAGAUUUCUUUAUGUCAUUUAACAAGGAUCACCAUUUAUCUGAGCAAGGGUGACAUUUUUGUUUGGUUUAUGGUGUGAGGUUUGCUUGUAAAAAGCGGGACAUGUGUUGUAUAAAACUAUUCUUUGUUCAUUUUGUAGUGAAACAAUCAUAUAGAUGAAAUGUUUUUUUUUCA
Messenger RNA from Zea mays, 3221 nucleotides. RefSeq names its product serine/threonine-protein kinase SRPK. Gene Ontology annotation, molecular function: protein serine/threonine kinase activity; ATP binding. Lineage: Eukaryota; Viridiplantae; Streptophyta; Magnoliopsida; Poales; Poaceae. Bases 507 to 2696 code for a protein of 729 amino acids. Gene Ontology annotation, biological process: regulation of mRNA processing; peptidyl-serine phosphorylation; spliceosomal complex assembly. The transcript is spliced from 5 exons. The record is from RefSeq and is a predicted model, not a curated record.